Molecule: messenger RNA, 519 nt
Organism: Exophiala oligosperma
Lineage: Eukaryota; Fungi; Ascomycota; Eurotiomycetes; Chaetothyriales; Herpotrichiellaceae
Exons: 1
Coding region: 1-519 (172 amino acids)
Source: RefSeq, a predicted model, not a curated record
AUGGGUUCAAAAGAGAAUUUUGGUACAGGUUCUCAUUCGGUUGUCCGUUCUUUCGCUCCUAUCAUAUCUGGGGUUUUCAGUGUCACGAAUCCGACCGGUGACGAAGAGAUCAAAGCUGAACUCGUGCCACCUGCUUGGCCAGUCACUACUACUACUACGACUUCGACUUCGACUUUGUCCGAGGGCAACGUCAAAACAGCCCAUCUCGACGUACGAUGUCGCGCAGAGACAGACACAAAAGAACAUGUUUAUAUUCGGUAUUCUGGAAUUUUGACGGUGGACGGAACCGUCGCGAAAGCGAUACGUCGUGAAUCAGAUUCAAAGUCGACACGAUUCGAAAAUCAUUCCAAUUGGUUCACCAAAGUCAUGAUCGAGACUUCGGAUCAAAGGUUGAAAUGGUUGGAAACGUUGUUUCUCGUUGGUCAGGGACGAAUUCAGGUUGAUGAUGACAAUGAUGACAAUGAUGCUGGUGGUGGAAGUCGGACUGGUGCAGAAUAUGCAAUUUAUAAAUUGUGUUGA